UGUUAUCCGCAGCUCUUGUGUGGCUUUUGGCAUAGGAGGAGCUCAUGGAAGAAUUUACACCUCUCAGAUGACAGCGAGCCACUGACGUCAGCGAAGAUACAAUAAAGCGGCUGUACAGGCACGUUCAUGUCUGUGUGUGUGUGUGAAGUUUGGAGAAUCUAGGCCCUAGCGGUAAAGGAAGGUCCAACGUUGAGGCAAUCAAAUUAAAGAGUCUCUAAACGUCUUAAGAUCAAUAAUAAGCAACAACAUGGAGGUCAGCGCUGAGGCCAAGAGGAUUAUGGUCCACGCUCUAGGCAAACUAUACAGCUCGCGCGCCCAGCGCGGGGGACACCGUCUCCACCGGAGCUUGCUGCUCACGCUCGUAAUGCAGUCCGCCCGGGAUAUCUACCACGCAUCGCAGGCCAGUUGUGAAACCACGAAAGCAGCAGAGCCGAUCCAGCAAGAGUCGCCGAUGGCGGAAACAACUGGAGAUCGUUUGGAGAGGGAGGUUUCCUCGUCUCUGUCUGGACUACCCGCGACCCCCCAGCCCCAGGAGAUUGCAGUAUCCUCCGAGGACGAAACGAACUCACACCCGCUGCACUGCAGUGUAACAGCAGGUAGAGAAAACAAGGAGAACCGGGGCCCGUCGAGACCUGACCGUAACGCCAGGAAGAGACGGGGCAAGGCGGCCGCGGAGCCCGACUUCCUCCCCUGCAAGAAAGCGAAAAUGGAGCAAGGGAGAAAAACCGUCAUACCGAGCUCUGUGAACUGCUACCGUGUCGUUGGGGACUCCUUGGAUACACCGGUGCCCAUGUUAAGAGCCAUUGCAGCGUUUUGAAGGGACAAUGAAGAGUUUGCUUUGAUUUGGGUUCAUAAAUACAAUUUCGUGACCGAGCAGGAGGAAUGCGUCAUGGGCAAAACUAUCCGGGUAUGAGCCGGGUAGAGAGACAGGAGGCCGCAUAUGCGUUCAGACACUAUAGAACGCUGUGGUCUCUAAUGUUGGAAACGGGGCUGUCCCUGGAACUCAGUGGAGAUUUCUCCGAAAAUUGGAGCUUGUUUUGUGAAAGAGGUGACUGAUCGUUACGGUAAAAGAGUUCAUGCUCUCCCGCUGUGACUUUCCCUGCUGGCUGUGCGCCAAAAGAGGGAGAUGGAAGAACAUUGUUUGGUCUAAUACUUUCUAGGGCUGGGCCUGGUCGAAAAGGACUGAAUACUAUACACAGCACAAGCCUAAACCGACUGAAUAGUGCUGGUUACAAGGACUUUUAUAGCCUACACGUGCGCCAUGAUGCUGAAAAUACUAGACCAACCAUUUGCUAUUAAUCACUGCUGUGGGUCCGAGUAAUCCAAACUAUUUGCUAUUAAUCACUGCUGUGGGUCCGAGUAAUCCAAACUAUUUGCUAUUAAUCACUGUGGUGGGUCCGAGUAAUCCAAACUAUUUGCUAUUAAUCACUGCGGUGGGUCCGAGUAAUCCAAACUAUUUGCUAUUAAUCACUGCGGUGGGUCCGAGUAAUCCAAACUAUUUGCUAUUAAUCACUGCGGUGGGUCCGAGUAAUCCAAACUAUUUGCUAUUAAUCACUGCGGUGGGUCCGAGUAAUCCAAACAUUUGACCUAUUACAUAAAUUGAUCCAUUAAAUGUUCUGAAUGUUCUACCCGUAUGAUACAUUCACAUGUAUAUUUUGUUAAUUUGAAAUUGUACGUUAAUUGGAACUUUUGUGGAACUUUUCUUCCAUAAGAACCUAAAUGAAUUGUAUCGACACUGAUAACCAAAACUGUGAAACAAACCAUUCCAAUGACACUACCUCAGUUUGAUUUAUUAAAACGUUUUAUAAUGAACUUCAA
Messenger RNA from Oncorhynchus nerka (sockeye salmon), 1818 nucleotides. RefSeq names its product immediate early response gene 2 protein-like. The transcript has a single exon. The coding region runs from base 248 to 817 and encodes 189 amino acids. Lineage: Eukaryota; Metazoa; Chordata; Actinopteri; Salmoniformes; Salmonidae. The record is from RefSeq and is a predicted model, not a curated record.